Molecule: messenger RNA, 1226 nt
Organism: Cyprinus carpio (common carp)
Lineage: Eukaryota; Metazoa; Chordata; Actinopteri; Cypriniformes; Cyprinidae
Product: nuclear pore complex protein Nup54-like
Exons: 8
Biological process (GO): protein localization to nuclear inner membrane; nuclear pore organization; NLS-bearing protein import into nucleus
Cellular component (GO): nuclear pore central transport channel; nuclear pore
Molecular function (GO): structural constituent of nuclear pore
Source: RefSeq, a predicted model, not a curated record
UCGUCUGUGUCUCUCUCUCAGGCGGUGGGCUACAGCUGUGUUCCUGAUGUGAAGGAUGAGGAUGGUUUAGUGGCUCUUGCUCUCAAUAAAAUGGGAGAUGAAGCUGAUGUUCGCUCUCAGCAGCAGCAGCUGGUCGAAACGAUGCACAAAGUUCUGGGAGGAAAUCCGACUCUUUCCGUGGAGGGAGUGCGAGCGCUGCCCGAUGACCAGACGGAGAUGAUCAUUUAUCUGGUGGAGCGCUCUCCUAACGGCACGUCGAAGCGAGUCCCGGCAUCCACGCUCUACAGCUACAUGGAGCAGCUGAACGUGAAGUCUGCGCUGCAGCAGCUGGGGGUCAUCAUGGCGGUCAGUCGCACCGCACUGACCCCGGCACAGCUCAAGCAGCUGCUGCAGAACCCCCCUGCAGGUGUGGAUCCCAUCAUCUGGGAACAGGCCAAAGUGGACAAUCCAGACCCAGAGAAGUUGAUUCCGGUGCCCAUGGUGGGCUUCAAAGAGCUGCUGCGCAGACUGAAGAUCCAGGAUCAGAUGACCAAACAGCACCAGACCAGAGUGGACAUCAUCUCUAACGACAUCAGCGAGCUGCAGAGGAAUCAGGCCACGACCGCCGCCAAGAUCACGCAGUACAAGCGCAAGCUGAUGGACCUCUCACACAGAGUGCUGCAGGUGUUGAUUAAACAGGAAGUUCAGAGGAAGAGUGGUUACGCCAUUCAGCUGGACGAGGAACACCUGAGAGUUCAGCUGGAAACCAUCCAAUCAGAGCUCAACGCACCGACACAGUUCAAGGGGCGACUGAAUGAACUCAUGUCUCAGAUUCGGAUGCAGAAUCAUUUUGGAGCUGUUCAUUCAGAAGAGCGUUACCGUGUUGAUGCUGACCUGCUGAGAGAAAUCAAACAGCACCUGAAGCACCAGCAGCAGGGUUUGUGUCACCUGAUCAGCGUCAUUAAAGACGAUCUGGACGACAUCAAGACGAUAGAAGACGGGCUUCACGACAGCGUUCACGGACGCAGCAGCAAACUCAGCUGACAGAGCUCACUGCUCCUUCUGAACAGAUCCCUUUCUAACAUCUGAACGUGAGAAAUAAACAGGACAGAAACAGUGGAAGUGACACCGAUCGCUUUGUGUUGGAGUGGCACAUUUAUUUUUACUUGCGUGUGUGAAUGUGUGCCUUUGAUCAGUUGGUAUGUUUUACUGUGAUUUAUUAAUAAAGUUUCACUGUAUGAAUUUCA